Messenger RNA from Spodoptera litura, 1557 nucleotides. RefSeq names its product CLIP domain-containing serine protease B4. The record is from RefSeq and is a predicted model, not a curated record. Lineage: Eukaryota; Metazoa; Arthropoda; Insecta; Lepidoptera; Noctuidae. Gene Ontology annotation, molecular function: serine-type endopeptidase activity. Gene Ontology annotation, biological process: proteolysis.
UUGUGGUCCAUCCAACGAUGCUGACGACAUCUGACCAUCAUAAUAAUUCAUAUUUCGAACAAUAAUUUAAAAAUUUUAUGGCGUGUUAUCGUGAAAAAAUUUGUUGUGUCUUUUUUUAAAUUGACUUUUAAUUUUUAAGUUUUAAUUUGUAUAAUGACAAUGGCGGUUUCUGUGUGUGUGUUUAUGAUUUUGUGUGUUUUUCAAUGGUGUAAUGCACAGUUUGGAAGUUUAGGUCUAAGUGUUGGUAUGGGAGGAGUCAAAAGCGGUGAAGAAACGUUAAGUAUAAGAAGUCCGUGCCCACAAAACACAACAUGUAUGCCUGUCAGUGCUUGUCCUAUGUUGGAGGACCUAAUGGACUUUUCGUGUUUCUCUUCAGACAGAUAUUUCCACCGACUCAACCAAUUAAUAUGUGGCAAUGCGGAUGACGAGGACUACGUAUGCUGUCCUUCAUGUGACUGUGGCAGGGUCUACCAGGAAGGCAUGGAGAAAUGUGGACAGAGUAUGGUGCGAGGAGUCGACUACAAUGGAUUGGGAAGUCAACCGUGGACUGCUAGAAUUGGUUUUACACACAAGGAGACUGGUAAUGUGAGAUUCGCGUGCAGCGGUUCCAUUAUUGGCAAACGAGUUAUAUUGACUGCUGCUCAUUGCGCUUUGGCCAAGCCAGAAGGAUAUAAACUAUCAACUGUAGUGGUUGGUGAAUGGGAUAUCGGUCGAAGUCCUGAUUGUAAUGAUUAUUUCUGCGCUCCUCCUACACAAGCCAUCAAAGUGGAGAAUGUGAUUGUCCAUCCAGGAUACGAACAGAAGAUAUUCAGACAUGAUAUUGCAUUGAUCAUGCUUAAAGAAGAAAUUAAAUAUUCAGUGACAGCCGCGCCGAUCUGUUUGAAUGAUAAGCCGGAAAUAGUAAUUAAUGAACGAGCUUCGCUUGUCGGUUGGGGGAAACUGUCAGGACAGAAUAACGUGGUGAGCAGACAACAGCAGCUAGAAGUUCCUCUGGUACCUUUAGAAAACUGUGAGCGUAUAUUUGGAGAAUCAGUCCCAGUUAACGAAGGUCAGCUCUGUGCUGGAGGUGAGGCGGGAAAGGAUGCUUGUUCAGGUUUUGGUGGAGCUCCUCUACUUCUGUUCAGACAAAGUCGUCAUGUGCAGGUUGGCAUCGUGUCCUUCGGUUCAGAGAACUGUGGAAGUGAAGGCGUUCCCAGUGUGUACACGAACAUAGCUCACUAUUACCGAUGGAUCGUGGACAACUCACCAUCAUAACCUCACUUUCCAAAAUCACAAAUAGCCAGAAAGUAACAGUCGCCUAGUCACGAAAAUGCGGUGUUGUAUCGGUGAAAUAUUUAGGAGAUUUUUACUAAAAUAUCUAAUACAAAAAAUAAGACAUUUGUUGGACAUUUUCCGGAAAGUCACCAAAUAAUUGCAUAAUUGUAAUAACCAUGUUUCUUGAAAUAAGGCAAUAGAUCAAAUACUGUAAAUAGGUUUUUAUAGUCCAUAUUCAAAUCUAUUAGAGUAGGUAGUGAAUAUUUUUUGAAAUAAGUAAAAAUGUUUCCAAAAUCCUUUCAU